CCAAAAAGCACACACUCUAGAUUGCUUCCUCAUCCCAUAUCGCUUUCAUUCUUGCAAGCAAUCGCACCACCUGACUACUCUCAUUCUCCUGGAAACUCUUUAAGCAAUGGCAAGCAGAGAUAGGUGGGCCGACUUCAAGCAAGAGAAGCAGGACAUGCAUGAUACCUAUGACGUUGAGAUGGGAUCGGUCAAUACGCUCACCGGAACUAGCUUGGACCAGUUUCUGCAACAAACUGAAGAGAUACAGCGCAACAUCACGCAAAUAUCCCGCAACACAGCAGAUAUGCAAGGGCUUCAUCAACGAGUGUUACUGGAGACCAACGUGCGACAACAGAAUUUUCUCACCCAACAAGUGGACAACCUUACCGACGAAACUAGCAGAUUGAUUCAGGACACUCGCCAACGAAUCCGGAACCUCUCGACCGAAUCCGCACGUUCCAACAACGAUGCAAAAGUGCAAUCCCAGCAACAAAAGUCUCUCGCCUCGCGACUCAUGUCUGUCGCGCGGGAUUUCCAAUCUGUCCAGCAGAAUGCAAAGCAGGGCUAUCGAAGUCAGAUGGCACGGCAAUACAAAAUUGCCCGCCCAGAAGCAACUUCAGCUGAAGUCGAAGAAGCUAUCGACUCAACAAACGGACCCAUUUUCCAGCAGGAAAUUCUGUCAUCACGUAUUGGGGAGCAACGAAGCGCGCUCGAGGCCGUCCAGAAUCGACAUGAAGAAUUGGUCAAGAUCGAACGCAGUAUCACAGAGCUAUUUACGCUGUUUCAGGAAAUGCAGGCACUGUUGGAUACCCAACAAGAGCAAAUCAACACUAUCGAACAGCAUGUUGAUGACACGGACACGCGCAUUGCAGACGGCUCUGCUCAAAUGACCAAGGCCAUUCGAAGCGCUAAGAGUGCGAGGAAGAUGAAGUGGAUUAUUUUCACUAUUAUUCUCAUUGUGUUGAUCGUCAUUGCGCUGGUGCUCUACUUCCAGUUAAGGCCAAAGGGUGGGAACGGAGGAGGAGAUGGAGGGAAUCAACGAAACUCCACGGCACCGGCGAGGUAAUUUUAGAUUCGUUUCACAUCUUACCAUGUGGUAGAUGAGUAAUCGACGUAGUGAGCAAAUUGCAAUGUAGUUUUCACUAUUAGUCCUGCACAGGUUUGCCCUUUUGCCCUGUGUGCCUAAACCUAUAUUUUUAAUGCAUUCUUUAGCGUUUAGUAAUGUAUGUCAUGCAAUAUUAAUGGUAAUAUAAUAAGAUAUGUGGGCGCCACAUCCAAUGAACAC
Spizellomyces punctatus DAOM BR117 is the source of this 1264-nucleotide messenger RNA. RefSeq lists its product as uncharacterized. Gene Ontology annotation, cellular component: plasma membrane; endomembrane system; SNARE complex. Lineage: Eukaryota; Fungi; Chytridiomycota; Chytridiomycetes; Spizellomycetales; Spizellomycetaceae. Bases 107 to 1045 code for a protein of 312 amino acids. Gene Ontology annotation, molecular function: SNAP receptor activity; SNARE binding. Gene Ontology annotation, biological process: exocytosis; vesicle fusion; intracellular protein transport. The transcript has 5 exons. The record is from RefSeq and is a predicted model, not a curated record.